Schistocerca cancellata (South American locust) is the source of this 879-nucleotide messenger RNA. Its product is annotated as mite allergen Der f 3-like. The transcript has 6 exons. Bases 1 to 879 code for a protein of 292 amino acids. The record is from RefSeq and is a predicted model, not a curated record. Gene Ontology annotation, molecular function: serine-type endopeptidase activity. Lineage: Eukaryota; Metazoa; Arthropoda; Insecta; Orthoptera; Acrididae. Gene Ontology annotation, biological process: proteolysis.
AUGUGGAAAACGAGAGCUGUGGUGGUGAUGAUGAUGAUGAUGUUUCAGCCCACGGCGUCAGCAGUCGGCGACAUGCUGCGGGACGAGCGGCUCCCAGUGCGGGGCCACGUGGUGGGCGGCGAGAACGCGGGAGACUCCGAAUUUCCCAGCCAGCUGGCGCUCCAAGUCCGGAGGCCUGGCGAGGAGACGCAGCACCGGCUGGUGUGCGGCGCCUCCAUACUGAACGAGCACUGGGCGCUCACCGCGGCGCACUGCGUGGAGCCGCGUCUCCAUGAGGUGGACUCGCUGUCGGUGGUGUCUGGCACGACGUCGCUGAGCUACGGCGGCACGCGCCAUCAGCUGAGUGGAGUGCUCGUCCACCCGGGAUACGACCCAGUGAACUUCUGGCGCCACGACAUUGCCCUGCUCAAGGUGGUGGAGCCUUUCCGACUGGACGGCUCGAAGGUGGCGCCGGCGCGGCUGCCGCGGCAGGACCAGACCGUGCCUGUGGACGCCGUCGCCACCGUGGUCGGCUGGGGGCUCGUGGAGGAGGGCGGAACAACGCCGUCUGAGCGCCUCCAGAAAGCCGAGCUGCGCGUAACCAGCCGGAGGGACUGCAAGGCAGCCUACGACAAAAUAGACGGCGUAAUCCAUGACACCAACCUGUGCGCCGGAGUCGCGGAUGGCAGCGCCGGACCUUGCAAAGUAACGAUGAGACGAAUCAGAGUUAAGCUAGAGCCAGAGUGGUCGCCUGCACAGGGUGACUCCGGCGGGCCGCUGUUCGUGGGCGGCAAGCUGGUGGGGCUGACGUCGUGGGGCGCCGGCUGCAAGAGCAGGUUCCCGGCCGUCUUCACGCGCGUCGCCUGCUACGUGGACUGGAUACAGCAGCACAUACAGUGA